Messenger RNA from Jatropha curcas, 5134 nucleotides. It is a transcript of the gene TPR15, whose product is annotated as Heat shock protein DnaJ with tetratricopeptide repeat-containing protein. The record is from RefSeq and is a predicted model, not a curated record. Gene Ontology annotation, molecular function: protein binding. Lineage: Eukaryota; Viridiplantae; Streptophyta; Magnoliopsida; Malpighiales; Euphorbiaceae.
AAUUCCAUCGAGUUAAACGAGAAGGAAUAUGGUAUAAAAGCCCUCUUUUUGAAGCUCCUCGCUCACUCAACUCCGCUCUCUCUUUCCUUCUGUUUCCGUGAAAACCAAGCAAAAUCCUGAAGAAACCAUCUAACAGAACAAAAUAUUCAACGCAAAACCUAAAUAAAACCUAACUAUUCCAAAGGAGAGAAAAAGAAAAACUUCAGUCCAAUUUUAAUCCAAUCUCCGGCACCGUUUCUUCUUUAUGUCGCCGGCGGCAGUGGAUUUUCGGUCUCCGGUCACCUCUAAAUCGCCUUCUCUUCAAAACCCUAGUUUUGCUCCUUUUUCUCCGAAUAUCUGCGCAGAUGAUCGACAAGAGAAUACAAAUUCCCCUAUUUUUGGUGACAUAAAUGAAUUCAAUGGCCUCGGUUCAAGGAAUGGCUUGCGAACGGGGUCGGCGGCGUCGGGCCGGACCCGUCCGAGGCUAGCGAAAUUGAGAAAGCCGAUGCAUGGGAGGUCGAAAGGGGUACCAGGUGAGUUCGUGGGUCUUAACCCAUUUCAAUCAGUUAGUGAGAGUUCGCGUUGUGGUAAUGAUUAUAAUAGGAGUUCAAAUGGUGUUUUAGAGAAAUGUAUGUCAAAUGGGGUUGAUUGUUCAAGUGAUGGUUUUGUUUUUGGUGCUAGUAGUAGUAGUUCUAACUCGAAUUUGAAUACCUCUGUGAAUUUGGAUUCUCGUGAGAGAGCAUCUGAUGCGAAUGUGGAAGAAUUGGGUUCUAAAGAUAAAAGUGAGGGCGAAUCCGUUUCAGAACCAGAAAAUGGCAAGCUUGAUAAUGCAGGUUUUAUGUUUGGAGCUAAGCAGGGACACUUAAGUGAAAAUGAAGGAAAACCAGUUUCAACCACAGAAAAUGGGAAGCUUCUUAAUGUAGGUUUUGUAUUUGUUGCCAGUGAGAAUAAUGUGGAGACGACAUCGGAUAUGGAAAAUAGAGAAUCAAGAGAGAAUGGAUUAGACUUAGAUUCCCAUAAAGCAGGGAAGGUGAGUUUAGGGACUGAAAUUGGGCAAGGGAAGGACAGUCAUGUGGGUUUUGAGUUCAGUGCUGAUCAGAGCAAUUUGGCUUCAAAUUUGAAUUUUGAGAAGGGAGAGUCUAAUGGAAGUCCGGUAAAGCAAGAUUUUAAUGGGUUCAUGUUUGGUGCCACUUACAAUAAUUCCAAUGCAAAUAUGGGGAUUUCUGGUGCUGGUUUUGUAUUUGGUGCCAGUUGGUUUAAAUUAAAUGACAAGAAAGAAUAUGAAGGUUGGAAAAUAAAUCUAGAGAGUGAAACAGCCAAUGAGUUGAAAGGUACUGCAGUGUCAGAAAUUAAUGGAACUAGGAGCUGGAAGGAGGAUAAUGAUAAGAUUCCCUACAUAUUUGGUAGUAACGGUAAAAAGGGCACCAGUGCAAGAGAAUGCAUGGCUAAGAACUUGCCUAAUGAAGCAAAGUCAAGCAGUGAAACUUUUGAAAGCUGUCUCAGUACCCCAAAGGAUGAAAACAGCAAUAUGAAUUCUAGCAUCAAUUGUAAGUGUAACCCAGAAUCUUUUCUCCACAGUAAUAAUGUAGCUAAUGCUUCUGCUUCAAAUCUUAUAUUUAAUAAUCUCUCCGAUGAGAUGAAAAGACUGAAUAUCAAUGGUUUUGAGAAUAAUAAGAAGUUUGUAUCUAGAAGCAAUAACAUGGCUUCUGCCUCUUCUAAGGACACUAAUUCUCAUGAAUGGAAUUCGGAAGGUUUUGCUAAUACUGCUAAGGCCACUGAUCACUUCGAAUCAACUGAUAAGAAUGAAAGCAUCAAUGGAGAUAUUGCUUCCAUUGGAACCUUUAGUUCUGCUGAGAGCCAGUCAAUUCAUGAUAAACUGAUUGGUGAUACAGUCAAUGAAGUUGCUGCACCAUCUUUGUUCUCAUCUAUUGGCUUCGAUUCCCGAGGCAACCUUGGGGUUUCUGAAGCUCCUCGUAUGGUUUGGUUUGGAAAGGAAAAUGAUGACAAUAGUUCUACAAACACUUCAGAUGGAUUGGGAGUGUUGUUUACAGACUUUGAAACACCAAAAUGGGAUCCUUCUUGUUUAAAAGCAAGUCUAUUUCCUGAAUUGAAUAGAAAACUGGAAUUCAGUGUAAAAGGUAGAUCUAAAAAGGACAAAAAAUCAAAGACAAUGAGAGGGAAAUUGAAGCAACUGUCUCAACAUAAGCAACAAAAAGAGCAAAAUCAUGUGGGAAAUGGAAGCAGUGCCCAUGAGGCUUUAAACUCUCCUGGAUGUUAUUCACCAAUGGAUUUUUCUCCUUAUGAGGAGACUACCACAGCUGAGAAAUUUUCAAGGGAAACUUCCAGGACAUUAAAUGAUUCCAUCCACGUAGACAAUAAUGCAGUGCCUAUUAGUCUUAAAAAUAGAGAAGGAUUAAAUCUUGGAAAAGGUGAUGAGACAAAUCCAGAGAUUUCUGUCUAUCAUUCUCAAAGAUGUUUUGUUGAUGAGUCUCCGGCAAAAGCAUUUAAUUUUGAAAUGGCAUGUUCUGACUGCAACACUGAGCAUGUCUGCUGUAGUGGUGUACCUGGUGUUGCUUUUGCUGAAGAUUCAUCUCGCUUAAACACUGAAAGCAGCCAGCAAUUACCUUUUAGUUUUGCUUCGGGUUUGGAAGAUAUAGAUGGAAGCAAAUUUUCCUUUUCUGCUUCAUCCUGUGCACGAAAUAGUUCAUCUGCCACAAAACGUCUGCAUAAAAAGAAAAAUAGGAGGAAAGUUCCAUGCGAACCAUUUGUUAUUGCUGCGAAUCCAAUUCUGAAGGAUCACGAGGGAGAUUUAUAUACUUCACAAGAAAAACUGGGGAACAAUGCUGAAUCAAAUGAACAUCUAGAGAAAGGUUAUGUGACAUCCACUGCAGCAAUUCAGGAAGCUUGUGAAACAUGGCGCCUCAGGGGAAAUCAUGCUUACAAAAAUGGAGAUUUUUCAAAAGCUAAAGAAUUUUAUACACGUGGAAUAAAUUCUGUCCCUUCUAGUGAAACCUCAGGAUGCUGCCUCAAACCACUUGUUGUUUGCUACAGCAACCGAGCAGCAACUUGGAAGUCUCUUGGAAAGUUGAGGGAAGCUUUAAAAGAUUGUGAAAUGGCUGAAAUUCUGGAUCCUCAAUUUCUCAAAGUUCGAAUUAGAGCUGCCAAUUGUCAUCUUGAGCUUGGGGAAGUUGAAAAGGCACAAUACUAUUUUAGUAAGUGUUUGGAAUCUGGGGCUGCUGUGUGUUUGGAUCGAAGAAUAGCAAUAGAAGCUGCUGAUGGCCUACGAAAAGCCCAGAAAGUGAUUGAGUGUACAAAUCAUUCGUCCAAGCUUUUGGAUCAGCGGACAUCUGAUGCAGCAGUUAGUGCUUUAGAUGUAAUUGCAGAGGCCCUGUCAAUCAGCCCAAGUUCAGAAAGACUACUGGAAAUGAAGGCAGAGUCUAUGCUUAUGUUGCAGAAGUAUGAAGAGGUGAUACAACUGUGUGAGCAGACUCUUUGCUCUGCUGAAAGCAAUUUCGCUUCGUCGGGCACCGAUGACCAAUUGAUAGAUCAAGAUGUUUCUCAAACUGAAAGCCACUCAUUUCCAAAGAUGUGGAGAUGGCGCUUAAUGUCAAAAUGUUACUUUUAUUUGGGAAAGCUUGAAGCAGCCCUUGAUUUACUUGGGAAGUUGGAGCAAAUGGGAUCCAUAAGUGACAAGUGUGCAAGUAAGAUAUUGGAAUCAUCAGUUUCAUUAGCGGUCACCAUCUGUACACUCUCUCAUCAUAAGAAUGCAGGGAAUGAAGCAGUUCGAUCUGGAAGGUAUAUAGAAGCACUAGAGCAUUACACUGCUGCUGUAUCAAGCAAUGUUGAAUCACGUCCUUUUGCAGCUAUUUGUUUUUGCAAUCGUGCUGCUGCACACCAAGCCUUGGGUCAAAUUGCUGAUGCUAUUGCGGAUUGCAGUCUAGCUAUAGCCCUUGAUGGAAAUUACUCAAAGGCAGUUUCUAGGAGAGCUAUGUUGCAUGAGAUGAUCAGAGACUAUGGACAAGCAGUUAAUGAUCUCCAAAGACUCAUAACUAUACUUGAAAAUCCAUCUGAUGGAAAAGCUAGACAGUCUGUCACACCUGGUAGGUCCCCUAGCAGCACAAAAGAAUUAAGGCAAGCUCGUCGGCGUUUAUCCUUGAUGGAAGAGGAAGCUAAGAAAGGAAUACCAUUGGAUUUAUACCUCAUUUUAGGAGUUAAACAAUCUGAUACAACAGCUGAAAUGAAAAAGGCAUACCGCAAAGCAGCACUCAGGCAUCAUCCAGACAAGGCUGGUCAGUUCUUGACAAGAACUGAGAGCAGAGAUGAAGGGCGGCUUUGGAAGGAUAUUGUUCAGGAGGUGCACAAAGAUGCUGACAGGUUAUUUAAAAUGAUAGGAGAAGCUUAUGCUGUUCUUUCAGAUGCCACAAAGCGGUCACAAUAUGAUCUUGAUGAGGAAAUUAGAAAGGCAUCAAAGGAACAAAAUGGAAGCCACCCUCUCAGAAGAACAUCAGAUGCUCACAGCUAUUCAUAUGGGAGGAGUGACCAACGUCGAAAUUGGCAGGAUAAUUGGAAGACAUAUGGUCAUUCACGUUCUCGUUGGUAAGAAGCGCAUGAAAAUCCAGAGGUUUAUAUGAAAACUAACUUUAUUUGGUAUUGAGGCCUCAGGAGGGAUAAAAUGGCAUGAGACUACCAUUUGUCUAAGAUUCUUUUGCUCCAACCAAAUCUGGAUAUUGGAAAUCUAAUAUUCUUUACAACUUGGCUAAUUUAACAAGGAAGAUUCUUUAAACUUAGAAGUCGGUCAAGGAAAAACAGAUGUGAGAGAACCGUUCUGGGUCAUGAAAGACAAGUUUGUAUGGGAAAUCUGGUCUGAAAUACGCAUUUGUGCCAAAUCUUAGACGAUCAUAAUCAUGGAGAGAAGUUGGGGUUUUUUGGCUGUACUUCCAACUUGCACAGAAACAUAGAAGAAGAUACCUGAAAUGAAAUUGUUUAGAAAUGUCAUACACUUGUUACUGAAAAGGAAUUGUAUGUUUCAAUGUCAUAAACUUCUAGCCUUGCAGCAGCCUGUUUGCUGUGCAUGGAAAACUGAAUUAUGUGAUAAAGGAAAUAAGGAAUGCAGAAUUAUUUUUAAAUUAUUAUUUUUGAAGUUUUGCCUGUUGUA